AUGGCGCCGAAUCGCGGCGGAGACGACAUAGAACGUCUGUCAAGGACCACCAAUGAAUAUCCUUCCAGUUCCAUGAUAGAACAUGCACGGCGUCCUUCAGAAGCCUAUGUCAACCUUCAUGCAAACAUUGAAGCCAAAAUCAAGAAUCCUCUCUGGGGUCUUCCACGAGCAAGACUUCUAGCUGAUGUUGAUGACUUCUGUCGAAAAAAGGAACUAGAGCAGUACCGCCCCCUCAUUCGCAAGGGCGCUCUAGUUGCCCAGGACCCUACUGGCUAUGAGGAUAUCGAUGGAGACGAAAAGCUCGACGACACAGAGAUACAAGCUCUCAGAGACGAAAUCCUCCACAAGUGGCGAGUCCCCUUUGUUCUGUACUUGACCGUUGCGACAUGCUCCAUCGGCGCAGCCGUACAAGGAUGGGAUCAAACCGGUUCGAAUGGCGCGAAUUUGGAGUUUCCCUAUGCUUUCAAUAUCGGCAGUGAAAGUAUACACGACAAGCUCCUCGUCGGUCUCGUCAACUCUGCCCCUUACAUCGGAACAGCUCUCUUUGGUUGUUGGCUUUCGGAUCCCCUAAAUUCCCGUUGGGGUCGUCGCGGCACGAUAUUCUUCUCGGCCAACUUUUGUCUCUGGCCUGUCAUUGGAAGCGCUUUCUGUAACACCUGGAGACAGCUUUUUGCGUGUCGCGUAUUACUUGGUAUUGGAAUGGGUACCAAGGCUUCAACAGUCCCCAUCUUUGCCGCGGAAAACUCACCUGCCCCGAUUCGAGGAGCCUUUGUCAUGAGUUGGCAGAUGUGGACGGCUUUCGGUAUCUUUCUAGGAACGUGUGCGAAUGUCGCUGUUACGAAAAUCGGCCAUAACGCAUGGAGAUUCCAGCUAGGAUCGGCGUUCAUCCCAGCUGUCCCCUUGAUGUGCUUGAUUUACUUCUGCCCAGAAUCGCCUCGUUGGUACAUGAAGAAGAACCGUUACCAAGAUGCGAUGAAAUCCCUAUUACGACUACGAAACCACCCGAUCCAGGCCGCGCGCGACUUAUACUACAUCCAUGCGCAACUCGAGGUCGAGCUGGACUUUAUUGGCGAGGCACACUAUGCCAAGCGUUUCAUCGAGCUUUUCACUAUUCCUCGCGUGCGCCGUGCUACUGUGGCCUCAUUCGUCGUCAUGAUUGCCCAACAGAUGUGUGGGAUCAAUAUUAUCGCGUUCUACUCGACAAGUGUGUUCCGAGAUGCAGGUGCUGACGAUAACCAAGCUCUGCUGGCAUCGAUGGGUUUUGGGCUGGUUAACUUUGUCUUUGCCUGGCCUGCAAUAUGGACGAUAGACACCUUUGGUCGACGAUCGCUGCUACUGUUUACCUUUCCUCAGAUGGCAUGGACACUACUUGCAGCAGGUCUAUGUACUUUGAUCCCAGGCACAGGCGGAGCUCAUAUGGCUUUGGUUGCGUUUUUCGUCUAUCUUUUCGCUGCCUUUUACUCACCUGGCGAAGGACCUGUGCCUUUCACCUACUCAGCUGAAGUGUUUCCUCUGUCGCAUCGUGAGGUGGGCAUGUCGUGGGCUGUGGCAACCUGCCUUUUCUGGGCGGCAGUAUUGUCUAUUACUUUCCCACUGAUGUUGGCUAGAUUGCACGCCAUUGGUGCUUUUGGCAUGUAUGCAGGGUUCAACAUCGUCGCGCUGGUUAUGAUCUUCCUGCUGCUACCAGAAACAAAACAGCGGACACUCGAGGAGCUGGACUACAUCUUUGCAGUACCCACUCGUGUCUUUAUGAGAUAUCAAGUCACGAAAGUGCUUCCCUGGUGGAUCAGACGAUGGAUCUUGUUCCAACGAGAAGCAAGACUGGAGCCUCUGUAUCAGUUUGACACAGUUGGCGAGCCCGAGGAUAAUCACAGCAGUGACUUCGGCUAUGAGAACGACAAGGCAAAAGUUGAGUUGAAGGAUACAAUUGGACUUACGUCAGGAGUCCAGACGACACGAUGA
Fusarium proliferatum ET1 is the source of this 1962-nucleotide messenger RNA. RefSeq lists its product as uncharacterized. The record is from RefSeq and is a predicted model, not a curated record. Gene Ontology annotation, biological process: transmembrane transport. Gene Ontology annotation, cellular component: membrane. Lineage: Eukaryota; Fungi; Ascomycota; Sordariomycetes; Hypocreales; Nectriaceae. The coding region runs from base 1 to 1962 and encodes 653 amino acids. Gene Ontology annotation, molecular function: myo-inositol:proton symporter activity. The transcript has 4 exons.